Messenger RNA from Ficedula albicollis (Collared flycatcher), 2726 nucleotides. RefSeq names its product docking protein 7 (gene DOK7). NCBI's taxonomy places the organism in Eukaryota, Metazoa, Chordata, Aves, Passeriformes, Muscicapidae. The transcript is spliced from 12 exons. Gene Ontology annotation, biological process: neuromuscular junction development; positive regulation of protein tyrosine kinase activity. The record is from RefSeq and is a predicted model, not a curated record. Bases 208 to 2313 code for a protein of 701 amino acids. Gene Ontology annotation, molecular function: protein kinase binding.
CAGAAAUAAAACACGUGAACAAAGAAUCACAGAACCGGCCCGCAGACCCCUUUCCCCUGCGCAGCCGGGGGCCGGGCAGUGCCGCGCUGGCCGCCCGCCCGCCCGCGCGGGGCCCUCACGGAGCUAUUUUGGAAGUGACCCCUCGGGCGGCCGGAGCGCGGGGCGGGCGCAGCCAGCCGGCGCAGCUGUCCGGAAUCAUGACUGAAGAUGACGGAUUCCGUGGUGGUGGAGGGUCACGUCAAGUUGAGAGACGGAAAAAAGUGGAAGAGCAGGUGGCUGGUGCUGCGCAAGCCCUCCCCGGUGGCAGACUGUUUGCUCAUGCUGGUGUACAAGGAUAAAUCUGAACGAGCAAAAGGGCAUAAGGAGAGGAGCAGCAUGACCUUAGAAGACAUUUGUGGCUUGGAUCCUGGGCUCUCCUAUGAGGGCCUGAAUCACACUCUCGCUAUCAUCUGUCUCUCCCAAGUUGUGAUGCUGGGAUUUGACAACAAGGAAACAAUGUACGCGUGGGAUGUACGAAUACGCUACAGUCUGGGGGAAGUUCAUAGAUUUCAAGUCUUUGUAGCCCCUGGCACAAAACUAGAGAGUGGGCCUGCUACCCUGCAUUUCUGCAAUGACAUCCUUGUCCUUGUGAAAGACCUUCCUCCCAGUGUCAUGGGGCAGUGGAAGCUCUCCGAUCUGCGUCGCUACGGAGCUGUCCCAAAUGGAUUCAUCUUCGAAGGGGGUACCAGGUGUGGCUUCUGGGCUGGUGUUUUUUUCCUCUCUUGCGCUGAAGGGGAGCAGAUCAGCUUCCUGUUCGACUGCAUCGUCCGUGGCAUCUCCCCGACCAAAGGCCCUUUUGGUUUGCGUCCAGUGCUCCCAGAUCCAAGUGCAAACCCAGCCUAUUCAGAAGAAAGAUUGGCUCAUGAAGCUUUGCAGUUAGAAAAGCGCUUGAGCUUGCUGUCCCAUACGAGUCGCCAAGGUAGUGGAGGUGACGAUAGGAGUAUUUCAAGCUCAUCUUCCGAUACCAGCCACUCGGAUGUCAGUGUUGGGAGCAGGUUGACAGUGUGGCCUGAGCAAUCUUCAGCCAGCACCUCUCAGGAGAGCCAUGGACUGGCAGCUGCAAAGAGCAUUCACCUGGGAGAAGAAAAGACCCUUCCAGAAGGGGCACGUGGCACCACUAAACCCCCUCCGAAGCCCCUCCGAUCCAGACAGCUGCAGGAAAUAGGUCGUCAGAGUUCUUCUGACAGUGGGAUAGCUACUGGCAGUCACUCUUCCUACUCUGGGAGCUUCUCUUCCUAUGCUGGGAGCUUGGACAUUUGCCAUGGUGAUGAGUUUGGAUCCUUGCUAAGCUUGCCAUUGAACUUUCCUUCAGAUCAGAGCCUAUGUACUUGUCCUCACAGUGAGUCCCAGAGAGGUGUGGGAUCAGAGUAUCAGGUUCCCAGCUCUCUCAGACAUAUUUAUGAUAUACCCAGGAGUGUGUUACAGGCAGCUUCUAAAGAAAUGCAGCUGAAGAGUGCAGAUUCCACGCUACCCAAGGACCAGGCCCUGCCUGCUCAAGGUGCCAGUGACCCAAAACUGCUACUACCACACUUGGAGGCACAGAGGGGACCUGAGCACAGCCAGCACAGGGGGAGGCCUUCAUCCUUACUCACAGAAAGCAGCAAGGACUCAAGUGAUGAGACAUAUCUGGAUUUUGUUUCAAGGUGGUCAGACACCAAACCACAAGGACAGGUGUCAGACUCCAAAAGUAGUGAGCUGUCACCACCUGGUGGGGCCUCAGCUGACCCCUGUGACACGUGUAGCCCCCACCUUGGGAUGACAAGAGCUCUUUUUUCAUCUUGUCCAAUCUGUGGUGGACUAAAGGGAACAGCAGUAUUACAGUCUGGAGUCUUACCAGCUAUAUCAGGUGGUGCUUCUGUCAUGGCAGCUUCCGGGUCUUUGAAAGUGCACAGAGGGCACAGUCUCCAAGCUGGUCCUAAAGGUGGGUAUGAGAUGCUAACACUUCCUUCAGAACCUGGAACUCCAACUAGUUCUGAGGAACUUGAAGGGGCAGUAGGUUAUUCAGCUGAUGUCCCCACACCAGAUCGACCCCACAGUGAGACAGCCACCUAUGUUAAUAUUCCUGUCAGCCCUACUUCCAAAAAACAGCUUCACUACAUGGAACUGGAGCUUCAAGAAUCUAGCACAAGCAUAAGAGGGGGUGGAUCGUCCCGAUACGCCCAGAUUGACAUUGCAGCCACCGAGACGGCGCACAAGGUGGGCACGCAGCACGCGCAGUGCCGCCAGGAGCGCCUGCAGGAGCUGGAGCAGAAGAAGAAAGGAGCCCAGCAGUGACCUGCCCGGGAGAGAACUUUGUGCUCACCACAAAUUCAUACCGAUUCACCUUCCGAAAGAUUCACACUUAUUGUAAAAAAAAACACUCGCACAAAUCUCUGCCAUUGCUUCUUGCAGUUAUACCAGAUUCAUUCCGAUGUCUUGAUUCCUAGUUGGAAAGCUGGUACCGUGAGGGGUGUGUUUGGUCUUUCCUUUUAUUUGAAUUUGGUUGUAAAGUCCAGAUUUUUUGUCAUAUGCUAUGACAGGUGUAAGUUAACUUUUUCUAUAAUUCGAAAAUCGUGGCGAACCUGGAACCAAUUUCAGUGUUUAUUAAAUGGUGGCAUUUUCUUUGAAAAUAAAGAGCUUGAAUGUGUGUAGAAAAGGGAAUGUGAGUGUGUGUGUGGUAAGUGGGCACAUAUGUUUGCAUAUGUCUG